This is a messenger RNA of Clarias gariepinus (North African catfish), 3213 nucleotides long. It is a transcript of the gene slc24a3, whose product is annotated as solute carrier family 24 member 3. Gene Ontology annotation, biological process: calcium ion transmembrane transport; intracellular calcium ion homeostasis. The coding region runs from base 350 to 2290 and encodes 646 amino acids. Gene Ontology annotation, cellular component: membrane. The record is from RefSeq and is a predicted model, not a curated record. Lineage: Eukaryota; Metazoa; Chordata; Actinopteri; Siluriformes; Clariidae. The transcript is spliced from 17 exons. Gene Ontology annotation, molecular function: calcium channel activity; calcium, potassium:sodium antiporter activity.
UCUCUCUCGCUCUCUCUACACACACACUCUCACACACUCCUACCACACAUACUCCUCCUAUCACUCCUCCCUCACUCGGUUGCUUGCUUACUCUCUCCAUCCGCCUCAGUUUCUCCGUGUCUUGUGUAAAAGUGCCCGGCUGGAUCUGUCGCAUCCAUGGCGCGGCGCUUCCGCUCGCAGCAUCUCUCUCUCGUCCCGUUAGACCUGGACGUAAUAUAGGAAGGAGAAGGAGACUGGCCCAAAACUUAUCGAGCAUCGCAGUCGUCGGUACCCCCGUAUCUAGCGCUCUGAAAGUUUUGUCGCUCUCACCUCGAACACCGUGUUCCCUCUGAAGCCAUCCGUCUUCCUGAUGGACGGGGAUGUGUGUGUGCGGCUCCGGUGCGGAUCUGCAGCUCGGCCGCCGCGGCACAGGAGGAGGAGGAGAUCCGAGCUGCUCGGAGUGCGGAUGUGUGUGAUGGGGCUGCUGCUCGCCGUGCUGUCCGGACUGGCCAACUGGACUCAUCGUUCGAGCGAUGCCAUGUCCAGUGCAUCCUCCGCGGUCAGUGAGACAUGGGAGAGCCGCAGGCUUCUGCAACACUUCAUCAAUGAGACUGAGGAGCUGAAGCCUGCGAGGAACUGCACUCAACCAGGUGUACAUGAGUUUCCUGAUGAUAUUUUUACAAAUCAGGAGCGAAUGGAAGGAGCUGUGGCCCUGCACAUUGUUGGUGCCAUGUACAUGUUCUACGCCCUGGCCCUGGUGUGUGAUGACUACUUUGUGCCAUCCUUGGAGAAGAUUUGUGAGCGGCUUCAUCUCAGUGAAGAUGUGGCUGGAGCAACAUUCAUGGCAGCCGGCAGCUCAGCACCUGAACUCUUCACCUCUGUCAUAGGAGUGUUUAUCACAAAGGGAGAUGUGGGAGUAGGGACAAUCGUAGGUUCUGCAGUCUUUAACAUCCUAUGCAUCAUUGGAGUGUGUGGGAUCUUCGCUGGGCAGGCCGUGCGCCUCUCCUGCUGGACUUUAAUGAGGGACUCGAUGUACUACACUGUCUCAGUGGCCACUCUGAUUGUGUUUAUCUAUGAUGAGAAGGUUACAUGGUGGGAAUCUCUUGUCCUAAUUUUGAUGUACGUGGUGUACAUUUUAAUAAUGAAGUGUAACUCGUAUGUGGUGCACUAUUUUGAACGGAGGAAGAAGAAAGCUACAAACCUAGGAAAUGGUACGGCGAGCAGUACAGACCUUGAUGAUGGAUGUGAUGCUACGGCUGUGCUACUCAAAAAAGCGAAUUUCCACAGGAAGCCGUCAGUACUGAUGGUGGAUGAGUUGCUGUCUGCGUACCCACACCAGCUCUCCUUCUCUGAAGCUGGCAUGAGGAUCAUGAUCACCAGUCACUUUUCUCCACGCACCCGACUUACCAUGGCCUCCCGCAUGCUUAUUAUGGAGAGGCAACGUCUCAUCAACGGUCAUUUCAGUAACGGGGACUCUGAGGUGAUAGUCAAAUUUCCUGUAAGACGUGGAAUGGAGAAUGGCAUUGUGGGUGUAGAGCGAGGCCUGAACACAUGGAGGAAUGGGCAUCGUGAUGAUGACACACGGGGGGCAGAUCCUGGCACUGAUACAGAGAAUGAGAAUGAGGAUAACGAGAACAAUGAGAAUGAUGAAGAGGAGGAGGAGGAAGAUGAGAACGAAGGACCUUUUAUUCCUUUCCACUGCCCAGGGGGCAUGUGCAAUAAGGUGAAGUGGCUAUCGGCAUGGCCGCUGACUCUGCUGCUUUUCUUUACGGUGCCAAACUGUGCCUCGCCUCGCUGGGAGCGCUGGUUCAUGGUCACCUUCAUCACCUCCACACUCUGGAUUGCUGGCUUCUCUUACAUCAUGGUGUGGAUGGUGACAGUCAUCGGCUACACUUUGGGCAUCCCAGAUGUUAUCAUGGGCAUUACCUUUUUGGCUGCAGGCACCAGUGUCCCUGACUGCAUGGCCAGUCUUAUUGUAGCACGGCAAGGCCUCGGUGACAUGGCCGUGUCUAACUCCAUUGGCAGUAAUGUUUUCGAUAUACUGGUUGGUCUGGGCCUGCCCUGGGCUCUCCAGACUUUGGCUAUUGACUACGGCUCAAUCAUUCAUCUCAACAGCAAAGGCCUCAUUUUCUCUGUUGGACUACUCUUAGCAUCUGUCUUUCUCACGGUUCUGGGUGUGCAUCUGAAUAAGUGGACCCUGGACAAGCGUCUAGGCUUCGUGUGUCUCCUGAUGUAUGCUGUUUUCCUGUGUUUCUCCAUCCUUAUUGAAUUCAAUGUCUUCAUCUUUGUCAAUCUGCCCACUUGUCAGUGACACCACACUUGGUCACUACCCUUUCUUGGUCAGCUCCAUGAGGACUUGUCAUUCCUUGUCUAAGGAAGAUCUGACCUGUCCUUUCAAAAACUUCCUUCCUUCUUGAUCCAGUAAAUCCUCCCUUUUUUCCACAUGUGAUGGAGCAUUUGGUCAGUGGUUUUGGCCAGUGGAAAGAGGAAAGGAGAGGAGCACAUGUGCAUGGUGGAUCUAUUCAAAGAUGCAAACUUCUUUGACAGGACCGGGAGAUGGACAAAGAUGACUACUGCCUGGUUUGAUGUGAAAGCGAGAAGGUUUGAAAAUUUUAUAUGAAUAUUAAUAACGGAGUUGUUAUUGAAAUAUCAAGAAUUUUAUGUCUGUGUGUUUUAACUACAUUUGUUUUUAUUAGCUGCUAAACUGGCUCAGAAAAGGUCAAACUGAAGACCAUGGCCAUGAUGUACUGAGUACUUAUAAAUACACAACAAAUAUGAUUCUGAACGAAUUCUUAAGAGAUUAUUUUAUGAGUAGCUAAAAGGUACUGGUGACCUGUUAUACAUAUAUAUAUAUAUAUAUUCUUAUGGACAAUACUGAUGUGGUUGGUCAUGUGACUGGAGAUUAUAAUGGGCAUUAAACCCAGAUUAUGUAGUGCAAAGCUCCCUCACCAGCUCUGUCUGGAUGCCAGGGAUUAUGAGAAUUGGGGAUUUAUUAAUAUGCUAAAUAAGAGUGUGUUUCCUUAUUGACGAGAUGGCGACAGUAGGAAAGGUUGAAAUAUUGCUGUAGAUAAACAUUUAAUUAUAUUUAUAGUUACCUAGCUCUGGACAUAUUUUCCCAUGAAGGUCGUGGGGAACAUGUAAGUAUCAGUGGCACUUGGUAGAAUGAACUAUUUCAAUCAGGGUUGCAGUCCUCUUGCCAAAAGUAAACUAUUUAUGGUCAAACUAAAAAUGAAA